CUUCCUCAUCCCGGAACUUCAAAAAGAAACAUGCCCCCAACCAUCAUCCUCAUCCGCCAUGCCGAAGCCCUUCACAAUACGUCCAAGAAUUGGUCGCUUCCCGACCCCGAGCUCACCGAACUCGGUCUAAAGCAGUGCGAGGAGCUAAGCGAUGCGAUCAAGAAGGUGCCAGUAGCGAAUGAAGUCGAACUCAUUAUUGUGAGCCCGAUGGUGAGGACGCUGCAGACAAUGGAGAUUGGACUCGGGUGGUUGAUUGAGAAGGGGGUGGAGAUCAUUGCAGACGCGGGGUGGCAAGAAAACUCCGCCAAACCCUGCGACACCGGCUCUGCUCUCAAAACUGUCGCUUCCCGCUUCCCGCAAUAUGCCACCGCCCUCGCCACCGUCGACCCCCUCUACCCCAACAAGACCACCCCGUCCUCAAACCCCUACGCCUUCACCCGCCUCGCCGUCCUAGCGCGCGGACAGGCAUGUCUCAAGGCCCUCUACAGCCGCCCCGAGAAAGUGAUCGCCGUCGUCAGCCAUAGCGGAUUCUUGCGGACAGCUGUGAGUGGACGUCGUUACGCGAAUGCUGAUUUCCGGAUCUUCGAGUUCGAUGAGGAGAAGAUGGGGGAGGACAAGGGGCUAGGGCUGGAGGAAGAGGGGCUGUUUAGGUUGAAGGAGUGGAAGGAGACGGAGGAGAAGGGGGGUGGGUUGGGGAAGAGUGAGAAGGGGGUGUUUGAGGUGCUGGACACGGAUUUUCCGGGGGAGGAGGUUGUGGAUGAGGAACCGGUUUGA
Mytilinidion resinicola is the source of this 774-nucleotide messenger RNA. RefSeq names its product phosphoglycerate mutase-like protein. Lineage: Eukaryota; Fungi; Ascomycota; Dothideomycetes; Mytilinidiales; Mytilinidiaceae. Gene Ontology annotation, molecular function: phosphatase activity. The transcript has 3 exons. The record is from RefSeq and is a predicted model, not a curated record. The coding region runs from base 31 to 774 and encodes 247 amino acids. Gene Ontology annotation, cellular component: cytoplasm.